AUGUCUUGGAUAGGAAAUAUGGAGAACAAUCUGACUGUGGUCACUGAGUUUUUUCUGUUAGGAUUUCAAGGCAGCCAACAUCUAAGAAUUUUCCUGUCCUGUCUUCUCCUGGUGAUCUACACUGCAGCGAUAGGUGGAAACCUUCUGAUCAUAUUACUGGUGUCCAUCAGUAAGAAUCUCCAAACUCCGAUGUACUUCCUCCUCACACAACUGUCCAUCAAUGACAUCUUCCUGACCACAGAUGUUGUUCCUAAUAUGCUCCACAUUCUUCUGAAUAAUGGGGGGACCAUUGCCUUCAAUGACUGUAUCAGUCAGUUGUACUUUUUUGGAGCAACUGAAGCAUCUGAGUGUCUCAUUCUCACGGUGAUGUCUUAUGACAGAUAUGUGGCCGUCUGUAAUCCCCUCCGAUAUUCUUCUAUAAUGACAAGUGGACACUGUGUGCAGUUGGCCAUUAUGUGUUGGGUAUUAGGUUUUUCCAUCGUAUUGAUUUACGUUAUAACAAUAUCAAUGCUUACAUUUUGUGAACCUAAUGUCAUUGACCAUUUCUUCUGUGAUUAUGUUCCUCUGUUGGAAAAAGCUUGUUCAGACACCUUUAUUGUUGAAGUUCAAGUUACAGUACUUAGUGUACCAUUAGUUAUCAUCCCAAGCAUCAUAAUCAUAGUAUUAUAUGCAAGUAUUAUUGUCACCAUCUUAAGGAUUCCAUCUAAUAUCGAUAGGAAGAAAGCCUUCUCCACCUGCAGCUCCCACCUCGUAGUCGUCUGCAUAUUUUAUUGGACUAUUUUCACUGUUUAUGUCUUCCCAACAAGGGGGCAAACGUUGAUCAUCAGUAAACUUCUAUCCCUGCUCUACACUGUAUUCACCCCAUUCAUCAAUCCCAUCAUAUACAGCUUGAGGAAUAAAGACAUUAAGAAAGCCGUAUAUGAAACAAGGAACAAGUUUUCACGACUGGCUAUGAAGUGGCAAAUUUAA
Bufo bufo (common toad) is the source of this 969-nucleotide messenger RNA. Its product is annotated as olfactory receptor 6N1-like. Lineage: Eukaryota; Metazoa; Chordata; Amphibia; Anura; Bufonidae. Gene Ontology annotation, cellular component: membrane. The transcript has 2 exons. The coding region runs from base 1 to 969 and encodes 322 amino acids. Gene Ontology annotation, biological process: G protein-coupled receptor signaling pathway. The record is from RefSeq and is a predicted model, not a curated record. Gene Ontology annotation, molecular function: olfactory receptor activity; G protein-coupled receptor activity.